AUGUCUGCCCACAAGGACUUCGUGAAGCCCAAUGAGGCCUACGUCGCCAGCUUCGGUGACAAAGGCAACCUACCUUUGCCUCCCUCCAAGAAGCUCUUAAUCGUCACUUGCAUGGACGCGCGCAUCAAUGUGUAUGCGGAACUCGGCAUCCGGGAGGGCGAGGCCCAUAUCGUGCGCAAUGCGGGUGGUGUGGCCAAGGAGGCCUUGCGCUCGAUCAUCAUCUCUCAGCGCCUGCUCGGUACGCGCGAGAUCGCCGUCUUCCACCACACCGGCUGCGGGAUGCUCACGUUCGACACGGCGGGGCUCCGCGAGCAAGCCGUCGACGAAUUCGAGUUCCUCGAUGUCGAGUCUGACGUGAAGUUCCUCCAGGAGCACCCGCUAGUUCUACCGGAGACGAAGGUCACUGGCUGGGUGUAUGAGGUCGAGACCGGCAAGAUAAGGCAGAUCGUUUAA
Messenger RNA from Epithele typhae, 453 nucleotides. RefSeq names its product carbonic anhydrase. The transcript has 7 exons. Bases 1 to 453 code for a protein of 150 amino acids. NCBI's taxonomy places the organism in Eukaryota, Fungi, Basidiomycota, Agaricomycetes, Polyporales, Epitheliaceae. Gene Ontology annotation, molecular function: zinc ion binding; carbonate dehydratase activity. The record is from RefSeq and is a predicted model, not a curated record.